Durio zibethinus is the source of this 2934-nucleotide messenger RNA. Its product is annotated as protein tesmin/TSO1-like CXC 2. Lineage: Eukaryota; Viridiplantae; Streptophyta; Magnoliopsida; Malvales; Malvaceae. The record is from RefSeq and is a predicted model, not a curated record. Gene Ontology annotation, molecular function: DNA-binding transcription factor activity.
UAAACAACUGUAGAUACGUUACUUUAUGACCAGAGUUUUGGCAAAGUGGACAAAGUGAAAGUGGGCCCCUCUCUUUUGCUUUGCUCAAUGGCUGUAAAUUGUAAUAUAAACAAAUGUAGAAGUAGGGUCUUUUCUUGCAUUACAAUAUCUAUCUCCACGAGAAAAUCCCAAGCUCUCCCGCCUUACCAAGUCUUGAAUCUUACCAUUACUUGCUUGGAAGUACUAGUAUUAGUAUACAAAAGAAGUAGAAAGAUUAAGUGGAUAGAUAGAUGUGGGAGUUAGGGAAAGAGAAGCUCAAAUAAAGAAGAAACAGAGAGAGGAAAAUAUCAACAGUAGAGAGAGUGAGGAGUGGAGUAUAUGUGGAGGAGUUUCUUCUCUGGAGAUGAUGGAUACCCCAGAGAAGACCCAGAUCAACUCUUCAAUCUCUAAGUUUGACGAUUCCCCAGUCUUUAACUAUAUCAACAGCCUUUCCCCCAUAAAACCGGUCAAAUCCAUACACGUUACGCCGACAUUCAACCCUUUUUGUUUUGCAUCACUUCCAUCUAUUUUCACUUCACCCCAUGUCAGCUCUCACAAGGAAUCUAGAUUCCUGAAAAGGCAUAGCAAUACAGAUCCAUCAAAACCCGAGUUGUCUCCUGGAGAGGGGACUACAGUUAGUACAAAUGAAGAUGCUGGUGUGGAAGCAGGUCAUCUCUGUGAUAGCUCUGAUGAGCUACAGGAGAAUUUUGAUACAGCAGUUUCCCUGGGUGAAACUUCUCUUGAGCUGCCUAAUGAACCUUCAAGAUUUGCAAAUGAGCUCCCACAGACCUUAAAGUUUGAUUGUGGUAGCCCCAACUGCGACCCAGAACCUUGUAUUAUUGAGAUGAAUUGUGUCUCAGAAUCGGCUUGCACAUCUGUCUCAAUUGUUCCGUUUGUUCAAGAGGCCUCUGAAAAAGGUUUAUCUGAUGGAGUGGAAGUGGUGGGCAUUUGCCAGAUUGAUCAAAAAAGGGAAACUAUAGGGUGUGAAUGGGAGAGUUUGAUUUCUGAUGCAUCUGAUCUAUUAAUUUUUAAUUCCCCUAAUGGUCCAGAGGCUUUUAGAGGUGUAAUUCAGAAAUCAUUGGACCCUGGUGCACGAUUUUGUCCUGCUCUUAUUUCUCGGUUCCCACAAGAUGAUAUCAAUGAGGUGUGCCAAACUACUGUUGAUUCUAAUGAGUAUAAAGAUCCUUCUCUGCAACCUGGAGAAACUGGUGAGCUGAAGGAAAUAAACCAUGUGAAUGGAAAUUUUGAGAAUACUAGUGUGACUAACUGCAUGGCUGGCAGUCUGACUGAUUAUGUGGAAAGUGGGAUGUGUGCCCCAUUUUCUUUGAAGCCUGGUUCUAAUUUGCAUCGUGGAUUGAGAAGGCGUUGUUUAGACUUUGAGAUGCUAUCAGCUCGGAGGAAGAACUUAGAUGAUGGUUCAAAUUCCAGUUCUUCUGUAGAUAACCAAUUGGUGCUUGGUAAGCCUGGCAAUGAUUCUUCAAGGUGCAUUGUACCAGGAAUUGGUUUGCACUUAAAUGCUCUUGCAAUAACCUCAACGGAUAACAAGAAUACCAAGCAUGAAACUUUUUCUUCUGGGACACAAAAGCUAAGUUUCCCUAGCUCCACUCCAUCCAUUUUACCCCCCACAGCAGGUCAAGAAGCUGUUCAUGAAUUUUUUACUUCAGCCUCUACUGAAAAAGAAACCAAUGCUGUUGAAAAUGGAGUUCAAUUUGCAGAAGAUGCUUCUCAGGCAUCUGCCUAUUUAGUUAAUGAAGAGUUCAAUCAAAACAGUCCCAAAAAGAAGAGACGGAGAUUGGAACAAGCUGGAGAGAGUGAGGCCUGUAAGCGUUGCAACUGCAAGAAGUCAAAGUGUUUGAAACUCUACUGCGAAUGCUUUGCUGCUGGUGUAUACUGCAUAGAGCCAUGUUCAUGUCAAGACUGCUUUAAUAAGCCUAUCCAUGAAGAUACUGUCCUCGCAACUCGCAAGCAGAUCGAGUCUCGUAACCCACUUGCGUUUGCUCCCAAAGUGAUCAGGACCUCUGAUUCAAUACCUGAAGUUGGGGAUGACUCUAGCAAAACUCCAGCCUCAGCUCGACACAAAAGAGGAUGCAAUUGCAAGAAAUCAAGUUGCCUGAAGAAAUAUUGUGAAUGCUAUCAGGGUGGUGUUGGAUGCUCCAUCAACUGCAGAUGCGAAGGGUGUAAGAAUGCAUUUGGGAGGAAGGAUGGAUCUGCUAUAGUGGAAACAGAAGAGGAGCCAGAAGAAGAAGAAACUGAUCUUUCAGACAAUAGUGGGAUGAACAAAAAAUUAGAAAAAACUGACAUCUUGAAUAGUGAAGAGCAAAAUCCAGUUUCUGCUCUACCAACAACUCCACUACAGCUUUGCAGAUCCUUGGUUCAACUGCCAUUUUCAUCAAAGAGCAAGCCGCCACGUUCCUUUAUUGCCAUUGGAUCAUCUUCCACACUGUUUAAUGGACAAAGAUCCAAGCCUAAUAUUAUUCGGCCUCAAAACAUUAUUGAAAAGCAUUUCCAAACUGUUGCUGAAGAUGAAAUGCCCGAGAUUCUACGAGGCAAUUCUUCUCCCGGCACUGGCAUUAAAACUUCUUCUCCCAACAGUAAGAGGAUCUCUCCUCCUCAAUGUGAGUUAGGGUCAACCCCUGGUCGUAGGAGUGGCCGGAAGUUGAUAUUGAAGUCAAUACCCUCAUUUCCUUCUCUUACUCCUCAGCAUUAAAGUGGAAACUUUGCAGUUUCCAUAAAGUUAAGAGGAAAAUUUUUUAAAUCUUUGUUAUGUUCGAAAGUAUGGCGUUCGCUUUUAGGUUGCAUCUGUGUAAUAAAAUUAUAUCUUGCUUCCAUAAUGUUCAACUUCUCCUGUAUAAUAUGGUAUCUUUAUUUAAUUUCCUACCUCAAUUUUGUAAAUUUCAUUAUUGUUCUCAGCUUCUC